AAAAGGCGGUUCGGUAAAUUCCGACGAACCCACUCUCUCGCUGUGUUUACGUAUAUAUAUCCCGUUUCCCGUUAUCGCUAUGUAUAUGUAUGUAUGUAUGUAGUAAGUACGUCGAAGAUCGCCGAGUUCGAUAUGUAUAUAUGUGUGCUUGUGUGUGUGUUUGUCGCAUUUAUCACUGAUCGCCGGUAGUUAGUCGCGCUUUAUUGCGGUUAAAUAUCAACUUUCUAACAUAAAACGGAAUCCAAUACCGAUUAUGGCACAAGUACGCUACACUCGUAAUUUAUUCCUGCGUGGAAUCUGCAUUAUAUAUCUGUUCGCAUUCCUCAGCUUUUACAUACAGAUUCCGGGAUUGUAUGGCGAUAAUGGAAUCUUACCAGCCAGAACGCAGCUGGAUCUGAAAACACGUGCAACACUAUUUAAUAAACUGAAGCAGAAACCGACAUUCUUAUGGUUUGCACCGUAUCUAGGUUUAAACGUAGAGUACAUGCUGGAUGUAUUAUCUCUUUUUGGAAUUAUUCUCUCCUUUGCAGGAUUUGUCUCGCAAAAAUUUUGUAUUGCGCCAAUAUUUGCAGGACUAUGGACCUUAUAUUAUUCUUUGUAUCAGAUUGGUCAAACAUUUAUGUGGUUUCAAUGGGAUAUUUUAUUAUUGGAGGUCGGAUUUCUAUGUAUACUUGUAGCACCAUUUUGGUAUUCUCAUCGUGGAAAACCAAGCACUCCGAGCGAUGCUGUGACAUUCUGGACUGUGCGUUGGUUACUUUUCCGUUUGAUGUUUGCUAGUGGAGUAGUAAAACUUACCUCAGAAUGUCCAUUAUGGUGGAAAUUAGAUGCUCUAAAUGUCCACUUUGAAUCUCAAUGUAUACCUACUCCUCUGGCAUGGUAUGUACAUCACUUGCCAACAUGGUUUCUUCGAUUAAGCACUGUUCUUACAAACAUUAUUGAGCUUGCCAUACCGCUCUUAUUUUUUGUCCUGAAUAGAAAAGUGAGAAUAAUAGCAUUUUAUUUACAGGUAUUGUUGCAAGUCUGUAUAAUUGCCACUGGAAACUACAAUUUCUUCAACUUCCUAACGAUUUGUUUAUGCAUAUCCUUACUGGACGAUCAAUUUUUUUACAAACGAAAAUCUAAGAAUGAUAAGUCAAGUAUUAUAAAUUAUCUCUCGACAUUAAUAAGCGUAUUGGUUUAUGGAGGAGUUAUAUAUGGAACAUAUAUUUAUUAUAAUCUUAGGAUAACAGACAAUUGGACCAUUCAAUCUGAUAUUGCAUUUACAAAAGAACAAUUUGAUUAUGUUCUUUCUCGCGUAGUAUCGUUUUCUAUAUGCGUCGGUAUAGCAUCUCUCGGAUUAACGGCAGUGGACUCUGUAGCUAAUUCUGCUAUGACUACAAAAGGGACGCGUAAUAAAAUUACAACAACAAUAGUUACAAUUUUCUACACCAUAGCAGUGUGUUUGAUUUUUGCUAUAAGCCUUGUACCAUAUUCCACUUUGCAUACUUCUACAAUUUUAUCGAAAAAUUCGACGAUAUCUGUUCAAUUGAAACAGAUGCAUGCAAAGGUGGAUCAUCUUCAUUUAGUGAACAGCUAUGGGUUAUUUCGUCGUAUGACAGGAGUCGAAGGUAGACCAGAAGUUAUAAUAGAAGGGAGUGACAGUAUUGAUGGACCUUGGAAGGAAUAUGAAUUUUUAUAUAAGCCAGGAAACGUUAACAACUCGUUGCCAUUUGUUGCACCUCAUCAACCUCGUCUCGAUUGGCAAAUGUGGUUUGCUGCAUUAGGUACAUAUAAACAGAAUCCAUGGUUAAUGUCGCUAACUUAUCGUUUAUUGACUGGGCAGCCUGAGGUACUGGCUUUAAUAAAUACCGUCGAAAGUCCAUUCCGAGAUAGACCGCCGAAAUAUAUCAGAGCUAGUCUCUAUUAUUAUCAUUAUACACCAUGGAGCCAAACAACAAAUACUAAUGCUUGGUGGAUCAGAGAGAAAGAGGGGGAAUAUUUUCCGAUAUUUAGCCGGGAUCAUCCACCAUUUAUCGACUAUGUGAAAAAAAUGAAGGUUAUUCAAGACAAGCCUGAUUUUAAAAUCGUAAAUGAACCAUUUAAAUUUAUUCUGGACAAUUUGAGAUCUUUAGUCGGUAAGAUAGAAGCGAGUUUAUUUUUAUGGGGUGUCUUUACAAGUGGAUGUACAGUUAUUGUAACAAGUUAUAGUAGUUCGGUGUCAAAAAAGAAAUAAAUAUUGAAAGAUAAUCCUUAUAAAACUUGAGACAUUACAAAAAUUAAGAGAUACCGGUAUUAAAAUGAAGCAUGCAAAUUGUAAAAUAUAUAUAUAUAUAUAUAUGUACUAACUAAAUGAAGAUUAUGUACUUGCAUAUAGCAUAGCUUACACACACAGGUACUUUUUGCAUGUAAAAUAUACAUUUACAUUUCUUCUUUCUAUAUAUUAGAUCUCUGUCAGACAAUAUUAAUCAUUAUCGUGUAUAAUAAUGUAUCAUGUACGAUGACGCGUAUGAUGCGCAUUUUCAAUAAAUCUUCGCUCUAAAAUAUCUUAAUAUAUAAAUAUAUUAAUAGAGGAAAAAAAACGCAUAUUGUUUCAUAUAAAUUAACAUUUUUGACAUCUAACGGACGAUAUGUUCAAAGUGUAUUUUAUCGUGUCUCUUGUUUAUACUUGUCUAAAAUAAUCUAUUUUAUUAUUUCGUGUGCUUAAGUUGGUGAUUAUAAACAAUAUGUAAUACUCGAAGUUGUAUAAGUGUUAUUAUAUAUAGCAUCGCUUAUUAUUAAUUUUGCUAGUUUUAAAAACGGUAAUAUAAUAGCAUUUAUAAUAAAA
This is a messenger RNA of Formica exsecta, 2803 nucleotides long. Its product is annotated as lipase maturation factor 2-like. The transcript is spliced from 10 exons. Gene Ontology annotation, biological process: protein maturation. Lineage: Eukaryota; Metazoa; Arthropoda; Insecta; Hymenoptera; Formicidae. Gene Ontology annotation, cellular component: endoplasmic reticulum membrane. The record is from RefSeq and is a predicted model, not a curated record. The coding region runs from base 254 to 2212 and encodes 652 amino acids.